AUCGCUCUCAUCAAACGCGUCCCCCACAGGCUAUGUGCCGCAUAUCAAAAUCCCUCAUACUGCCUACCUCAUCGUAUUCUACACGUGACUAUGAUGGACCAGGCAUAGAAGAUUUUUAUGUUGGGUAUAUGUAGAGAACGAUUUUGAAAUUCAAAGCGAGAUUCAAAGAAGUAACAAUUACUCAAUUACGUGUCUUCGCGCCGCCACAACAUACCAUUCAAGUGCUGGUACGCUUUUUAUGAACCACUCCCCUCAUUUUGAGGUCGAUAGUAAGCAUAUGACGGUAUUCUUUCCUUUGGUGAUAUAGUUCGUCUCAUAUUUAUGCUUGGUUGGGGAAAAUGUCCUUGCACGCGUUGGACAUGCACCCUCGGAUGCCCGGAGGCGACAGACAUCUGACCUUUUCCGAAGCUGCCGGUUCUGAGGCUAGUCCAAUCUCACGCGAUCCUUCGCCCUCUGAAAACAGGAAUCUUCUACAACAUGCCGAGUCACCGCAGGCCAAGAAAGCCAUUCGAAACAAAAUGUUUUCUUCGUGGCUCAAUUGCCUUCUCAUCUUUGUACCCAUCGGCGUUUGGGCGUUCUGGUUCGACAAAGCCCCUCUGGCCAUAUUCAUCACUAAUGCCAUAGCGGUGGUGCCGCUGUCCUCCCUGCUCACUGGAGCCACCGAGAUGAUUGCUUCAGAUGCUGGCGACACAGUUGGAGCUUUGCUGAACAUUACCAUGGGAAACCUCGUGGAGCUAAUCUUAUUCAUAAUCGCCCUCAAACACAAUCAGAUACAAGUCGUUCAAGCGUCAAUACUUGGCUCAAUGCUCGUCAACUUAUUGCCAGUUCUUGGCACCGCCCUAUGCGUCUGCGGAAUAUCGCGACAGGAGCCAGCCUUGAAUACUUCAGAGACCCAACUCCUGGGCUGCCUUCUCUUUGUUUCAGUUUUUGUUCUUCUGAUACCAGCAGCCUUCAGCCAUACGUUUCAAGCACGUGAUGGAGCGAACGAAGCCAUGUUGACAAUGAGCAGAGCUUCAUCAUUCGUGGUUCUAUUCAUAUACAUAUUCUACUUCGUCCAUGAACUGAGAGAACAACACAUCUCUGCGGCAAAACAGCUAGACACAACGGAUCUAGAAGAUGGUGGUGCGAUAGUACCAUGUAACCCUGCAUUCUCGCCUCGCACCACUCGGCCUGGGAAUUUAGAUGGGAGGAUGACAACUGGCACCAACGAAGUUAAUGACGGCAGAGAUACCUUCAUAGAGCUCGGAAAUAUUGAGCUCUAUUCAAGUUCCGCAUCUUCGCAUGAGGAUAGCGAUGAAGAACGUGGAAGAAAAGAGGAUAAGGUCGAACAAGGGGGAAGCCGUGAGAGCUCAUGCGAGAUUUCAGAGGCACUAAGUCGUCAGUCACUUUGUCAUUCGAUUGCGGAUCCUAGCCGACUCGGCCGGGUCCGAGAUGCUUCUGAGACCAGGAUUGGCGGUCACCGAAGGUCCUGCUCAAAUAGAUUACGCAUCUUCCAGACCAGCCGUUCGAAAGUCGCAACGAUUCACGAUAAGAGCUCCCGGCGGUCUUUGGGAGAGAAAGCGAUUUCUGUCAUUGCAUUAAUCAUAAGCUCGGCCUUGAUGUCAAUGUGUACCGAGUUUCUUGUCGGAACUAUUGACGAUAUAACACAUCAAGGCCAUCUGUCAGAGUCUUUCAUUGGCCUGAUCAUUCUGCCAGUUAUUGGCAACGUGGCAGAAUACGUCACUGUCGUAACAAUGGCGUCAAAAGAGAAGCUAGAUCUUGCCAUCGCGGUUGCAGCUGGUUCAGCCAUACAGAUCGCGCUUUGCGCAGCGCCCUUGACCAUUUUUGCAGGCUGGAUCAUGCACCGAGAUGCCUCUUUCGACUUCAGCUUAUUCGAAGCGGCUGCCCUUUUAGGCGCAGCCACACUAUCAACACGGCUUCUCUUAAGCGAUGGAAGGGGCAAUUUGAAGAUGCCGGGUAUCAAAGGAACACUCAUGUGUGCUUGCUAUGCAUUGAUCGGAGUUGGCUCUUUUCUUUUACCGGACAUCGAGUCAUAGCGAUUUCACGGCUCGAAGCCCUGAGACUCUCAUCUUCCAGGAUGUCAUAUCAGACCGUCUACUACUCCUAGCAUAAACAAAAUCGACGUUGUAAUAAGACUCAAACCCC
Colletotrichum godetiae is the source of this 2145-nucleotide messenger RNA. RefSeq lists its product as uncharacterized. Gene Ontology annotation, cellular component: membrane. The record is from RefSeq and is a predicted model, not a curated record. Gene Ontology annotation, biological process: intracellular calcium ion homeostasis; calcium ion transmembrane transport. NCBI's taxonomy places the organism in Eukaryota, Fungi, Ascomycota, Sordariomycetes, Glomerellales, Glomerellaceae. The coding region runs from base 339 to 2036 and encodes 565 amino acids. The transcript is spliced from 5 exons. Gene Ontology annotation, molecular function: calcium:proton antiporter activity.